Messenger RNA from Guillardia theta CCMP2712, 966 nucleotides. RefSeq lists its product as hypothetical. NCBI's taxonomy places the organism in Eukaryota, Cryptophyceae, Pyrenomonadales, Geminigeraceae. The transcript is spliced from 9 exons. Bases 13 to 885 code for a protein of 290 amino acids. The record is from RefSeq and is a predicted model, not a curated record.
AGGGAAGGAGCAAUGGCAGCCUCCCUUGGCUUCGCUUCAUCCUCACUGGCUCCCCUCUACACGCACUUUCCGCCUCUCAGAUCCUCCCCUCUCACCCCCCCCACCUCUCUCCCUCUCCCCUGCCAUCCGCCCUUCUCCUCUCGCCGGGCUUGUCGAGCUCAGCCUGUUCGUCGAGGAACAGCGCAAGAGCCUGGGAAAGAUGUAGAGAAACGAGCAAGCAGCCAGGCCCUCAAGUCAGUCCAGCGAGCCAGAAGAGCUGCCCAGGGGCUGCUGGUCGCCAUUUACGUGGGGAGCAUGCUCUCGUUGGACUAUGUCUUUACGGCCAUCAAGCCGCAAAACUUUGUGUUUGUCGUCUUCUGGUUCGGCUUCUCGUGGCUCCUCAACGCCAAAGUUUACAAGCAAGAGGAGGCUGUAAAGCCGCUUCUUCCCGAGCGUUGGGUCUCGACAUAUGCCAAAUUUAUGGCAGUCAUCUCCAUCCCCUUGCCGUGGCUCCUGAUCUUUCAAGGCAACAAGGAUCAUGUCAUGGCUGCAGGCUCUCAUCUUUACUUGAUCAUGGCGCAGGUGUUGAUGGAGACGUUGAUGGUCAAAUUGAAAUGGUCCACUGCUGUACGACUUCUCACACCCAUCGCUUACAACACCUAUCGCUUGCUGUCGUUGCGCGACUGGUACAUGGCGGUUUUUUUCUCCGAGUACCUUGAGGACAGCUUCGGUCUUCCUGACAAGCUUGUGGCGCUUACAAAUCUUGUCAUGUGGACCUUCAAUCUGUUCUAUGUGUUGUUGAUCAAAACGCUUCCACUUCACUUGAACCCAAACUACUUGAAACCUUCUCAAGGUGCGUCUCGGUUUGCUUGUCGCAAUCUUGUGAGACUAAUAAAAUUGAAAUAGGGACCGAAGGAGCUAAAGAAGCAAAAUAAGGGAAAAUAAGGGAACAAAGUGUCUGUACUGAUGGUCGUACUUAAUUCUGGU